AUGACUUCAAAUGAGAACCUCGUCCCCUCGUCGACGGAGGGGAGCAUAGCUCCGUCUUCUGCUUCCAUCUCCACCAAGCCAUCGUCCUCUAUCGCAUCGAAGCCUUUCAUCGUUCGAAAUAACCGUACCUAUAUCAACGAACCUACCCUAUUAUACCCAUUACCUGUUGAUUUAGCGGAACUUCAUCGUCAAUCCUUGCGCACUCUCAUGCUCUUCCAAGUUUUUGGUGGCCCUAUAACAGCCCCUGAAUUCUCCAAUAAACCGCCUUCGCGCGUACUCGAAGUAGGAUGUGGUUCCGCAUUCUGGAGUAUGAUGUGCCAUCGGUACUUUGCGCAACACGGUCAUUCCUCCAUAUCCUUCACCGGAAUGGAUAUCGUACCUUUGGUUGGUUCCGGACUCGACCAAAACUGGAAACCCGAUAAAGAUAUGCGAUGGCGGUUUGUUCAACAUGACGUACGGCGGAUGCCGUGGCCCUUAGCCGACAAUGAAUUCGACCUAAUCAUGGUCAAAGACAUGUCCAUGUGUUCUCCAACAUUUAUGCGCGAUCCACAGCACCUCUUCGACGAAUACUUGCGUAUACUUCGACCAGGUGGUGUUUUGGAAUUUUGGGAAAGUGAUCAUACCGUACGCAUGCUACGGCCACACGUCUUAAAGCCACCAGUUGUGUCCAAGCCCGACUCGGACUCCGAUUCGGACGACAGCAGCGAGGAAGAAGACGAUGACGAGAAAUCUGGAGCAUACGUUAUGACGAAUAACACACCACUUAGCGCACCGUUGAAUCCAUUUCUGGUUGAAUACAACGGUUGGGCAAUCAAAGGGUUAGAUGCGCUAGGGGUAUCGGCUCUCCCCUGUACCUUGAUUGGACCAUAUCUCCUGCAAGAAUCGGAUAAUCUGAUGGAGGUACGGUCAAAGAGGCUAGCAAUACCGCUUAGUGAGAUUAGAUGGGAGCGUGAGGGUGUUGGCGGGGUCGUGACAAAGGACGGAAAGAGCUAUAUCGACACAAUGAAAAAAGCAAAAGGGGUCGAUUCAAAGGGCGAGAAAGUACGUGGUAAGGGUUUAUCCGCUAGUCAAGCCGCACUCAGACGAACAGCACUCGAGACAGUCGUUGGAAUGAUACUUGGUCUCGAGCCGAUACUCCGAGAAGUUAGUGGGAAAAGCCAAGACGAAUGGGACGGAUGGUCCGGCAAAAUGAUGAACGAUCUAUUGCGCGAAGGAGGGACAAGUUGGGGAGAAUGUCUAGAAGUCGGGGCUUGGAGUGCCAGAAAGAAGCUGAACGGCGCGACAUCAUGA
This is a messenger RNA of Hypoxylon trugodes, 1290 nucleotides long. RefSeq lists its product as uncharacterized. The transcript has a single exon. Lineage: Eukaryota; Fungi; Ascomycota; Sordariomycetes; Xylariales; Hypoxylaceae. The record is from RefSeq and is a predicted model, not a curated record. The coding region runs from base 1 to 1290 and encodes 429 amino acids.